This is a messenger RNA of Aspergillus steynii IBT 23096, 1269 nucleotides long. Its product is annotated as FAD-dependent oxidoreductase. The transcript has 6 exons. NCBI's taxonomy places the organism in Eukaryota, Fungi, Ascomycota, Eurotiomycetes, Eurotiales, Aspergillaceae. The record is from RefSeq and is a predicted model, not a curated record. Gene Ontology annotation, biological process: secondary metabolite biosynthetic process. Gene Ontology annotation, molecular function: monooxygenase activity; FAD binding. The coding region runs from base 1 to 1269 and encodes 422 amino acids.
AUGUCUUCUGAAGACACAAACUGUGUGAUUUCAUUCGAUGUUAUUGUGGUAGGAGCCGGCAUUGGUGGCUUAUCCGCAGCUGUUGCGCUUGCGAAUCGUGGCCAUUCCGUGCGAGUGCUGGAAUCAAGUUCUCAGCUUCUUCAUGUCGGCGCAGGCGUCGCAUUGCCGCCGCCGACGAGGCGGUGGUAUGAGUCGGAAGGAAUUCUCCAGCCCGAGGACUCGGCAUGCGUACCGUUGGAUGGAAUCGAGCUCACGCAAUGGGACACAGGAGAUUUAGUAGCUCGAGCAGCAGCCAACCCGGUGGGAAAGCAGAACGCGAUUCAUCACGGCGACCUUCAACUGGCACUUUUGAGUAGAUGCCGAGAGUUGGAGAGCAUUGAUAUUCGGUUAGGAACACGCGUAAUAGACCUAGACAUCGAAGGAAAUGCGGUUCUCCUUGCCACGGGAGAGCGCAUCGCAGGUGAUCUGAUCAUCGCAGCUGACGGAGUCAAAUCUACAUUGAAGGCGAAAGUAUGCCCACCAGAGGCAUCCAAAGCGCAGUCCACCGGCGAAGUUGCGUAUCGAUUUAUUCUUCCCCGGGAACUUCUUGAAUCGGACAAGGAGCUCCUGACAUUGGUAGAACGAUCCUGGGCGACGCGGUGGGACGGACCUUCGCGACACGCCAUUGCGUACCCCGCGAGAAAUCACCAGCUGCUCAAUGUUGUUCUCAUUCAUCCAGACGAUAGACAUGCCGAAGAAUCAUGGACGUCCGUGACCGACAAGAGAAACGUGAUCUCAGACUUUCAUGACUGGAAUCCAACUCUUCGCAAGCUAAUCCAGCUGGCUCCAGCCGUGGUGCCCAAUUUCCGCAUGUUCCUGUAUCCUCCAUCGCCGGUAUGGAUGAAAGAAUCUACAAUCCUUCUCGGAGACGCAUGUCAUGCCAUGCUCCCGUACUUGGGCCAAGGAGUGGCCCAGUCGGUAGAAGAUGCGACAGCUAUUGCGACAGUGCUCUCGAUGAUUGAAGAUAAAGCGCAACUGCGGCUGGCACUGCGUGCAUACGAACAAUCUCGAAAAGAACGAGUGGAAUCGAUCCAAGCGGCCACCUACAAGGCACGGGAACAGCUGCAUCUCCAAGACAGGGAAGCCCAGGAGGCUCGUGAUCGCGAAAGAAGGACCGCCUCCGAAAGAAACGAAAACAGUGACGUGGUGAAGAUGCAGCAUUCAUACUGGGUGUGGGAUGCUGCCAAAGUGGCACGGAAUGCCUUGUUGGAGCUAAUUGCGGCGGGAUGA